This is a messenger RNA of Trematomus bernacchii (emerald rockcod), 813 nucleotides long. Its product is annotated as small lysine-rich protein 1. The coding region runs from base 377 to 631 and encodes 84 amino acids. The transcript has 2 exons. NCBI's taxonomy places the organism in Eukaryota, Metazoa, Chordata, Actinopteri, Perciformes, Nototheniidae. The record is from RefSeq and is a predicted model, not a curated record.
UUUUUUAGCCUAGCGGUAACUUGGAUGCAACCUUGUUGAAGCCAACCCCUACAUUCAUCAGUGAGUGAUCCGUCUCUACGACAACAAGGCAUACACAAAUAGGGUCUCAUUGUCCCAGUUGAAGCCAUUCAGAUGCCACUUACAGCCGUGCCAAGUCCAGAACUGGUAAAAUAUACGCUUAUUUAUUUAACUUGACAAUUUCAAGCAUUGAAGCUGUUCUAAAACAGCACUUAAUGUACAAGAUAGCGAUUAAAUCAUCUUGUCUAUCUGAAAGAAAAAUUAUCUAUUAUUUGUUGCAUUCCUCUGUAUGCAUGUCAUUUUACAGAUGGGUGAAUAAUCUCUCACCACUUUUGAAGUGACCUUGACUUCUUUUACCAUGCCAACCAAAUCCAGGUCUCAAAGUUCUCAGCCCGCCAAGAAGACUGGGGGUCCAAAAACACCCAAAAAGAGGUCGCCCAGUGCCAAAUCCACCAAGACAGAUGUGGACCUCCUCAGCCCAGCAGCCAUGGAGAACGUCUACUACAUUUCCCACAAUGCAAUGGACUGUCUGCAGUUCAGAGGCUUUGGAUGGCCAAAUUCAAAUAAAAAGAAGACGAAUAAGAAAAGAACAAAGCGCAAGAAGAAAAAGUAAAUUAUUAUAUAUUCUUUUGCCAAAUAUAAUGAAUAUUCUACAUUUUUGGCAAAAAUGUGUAACAUUAAUGCCUUGUAAUGGCGCCAUCUUGUGUACACUUUUAUUGACAACCCAUGUGUACCAAGUACUUGGUGCUAGAACCAGUGCAAAGCAGAUAUAAAAAUGUAUGUAUUGUCUUUUUC